Molecule: messenger RNA, 2603 nt
Organism: Telopea speciosissima
Lineage: Eukaryota; Viridiplantae; Streptophyta; Magnoliopsida; Proteales; Proteaceae
Product: guanylate-binding protein 4-like
Exons: 17
Coding region: 457-2262 (601 amino acids)
Molecular function (GO): GTP binding; GTPase activity
Source: RefSeq, a predicted model, not a curated record
ACCUCCUUAAUGGCUUAGUUAUCUCUGAGGGACAGAGACAGUGAAGAUGCUGACUAUUUCUACUCUCUGCCUGUCAUAGAAAAACACCACAUUAAUAUAAUUAUCAUUCUUUCCUCUUCCCAGCGAAACUCAUAAUUAUUUAUUCAGUUUUCAAUGCCCCAACCUACAGUUUCUAUUUUGGCUUUCUUCUCAGGAGCAACUAUAAAAGCAAACCCAAAAUGUUGGGUCUCUCUGAAACGCAUGAAACCACUGAAAAGGAGAGAACUGGAUACUUCACCUGCAAACAAUUCUUAGCUUCCUCAGAUCCAUUUCCCUUCCAUGGGCAUGCCUCCCAAACCAAAUGGUUCUCCUCUCCUUAGCUUUCUUGUGGUCACAUUCCCGUUGGUCGUACAACUUCCAUUGCCCAUCUGUGAUCUCUCCUCCUUCGAAAGAUAAGUUUCUCUGGUUCGAAAAAAAAUGAACUUUCCGGGAUGGGUGUUUGCUAUUUCAAUCAUACUUUGCCUCCUAGCAUCUGGGUCGUCUUCCAUAGAGAACUUCCGACAAGCGUUUCCUAUUGUGGAGCCUGAUCCUGGUCAUACAAAACUUCGUCUUGCAAGAGAAGGCUUGGAGGCAAUAGAAAGAUUAACAACUCCAAUUGCAGCUGUUGCAGUUAUUGGUCCAUACCGCUCUGGCAAAUCUUUUCUACUGAAUCAGCUUCUCUCUCUUUCAUGUUAUGAAGGAUUUGGUGUAGGUCACAUGCGUGAUACCAAAACAAAAGGGAUAUGGGUAUGGGGAACGCCAUUAGAAUUAGUUAUAGAUGGGGUUAAAACAUCUGUGCUUUACCUUGACACAGAAGGAUUUGAAAGCAUUGGGAAGUCAAAUGUAUAUGAUGAUAGGAUCUUUGCUUUGGCAAAUGUUAUGAGUUCUGUGCUAAUCUACAACCUACCAGAGACGAUCCGUGAAGCUGAUAUAUCUAGGUUGUCAUUUGCUGUUGAACUUGCUGAAGAAUUCUACGGAAGAGUGAAGGGGCAAGAUGUUGCAUUUGAGCCUGCCAAGUUGUUGUGGCUAAUUCAGCGGGACUUCUUACAAGGGAAAAGUGUACAGCAGAUGGUAGAUGAAGCUCUUCGGCGGGUUCCUAACUAUGAUGGCAACAGAAAUAUUGAUCAGGUUAAUCAGAUUCGAGAAUCACUGGCCAUUAUGGGUGAUAACAGCACAGCCUUCAGCUUACCUCAGCCUCAUCUUCAGCGAACCAAGCUUUGUGACAUGACGGAUGCUGAUCUUGACCCUAGUUAUGUUAAGAAGAGGGAGCAGUUGAAAGAACUUGUUGUUUCUGUUAUUCGUCCAAAAAUUGUGCAGGGUAAACCUCUAAAUGGAAAGGAGUUUGUAUCUUUUCUGGAGCAGAUUCUUGAAGCCUUGAACAAAGGAGAGAUCCCUUCCACAGGUUCUCUUGUUGAGGUUUUUAAUAAGGGAAUUCUUGAGCAAUGCUUGAAGCUAUACAAUCACAGGAUGGGUGAGGUAGGGUUACCACAAUCGGAGCAAUCUCUGCAACAAGCCCACCAUGCAGCAAGAGAAGAAGCCAUGAAGGUCUUCGACAAGCAGCAUUUCGGUCACCAUCAUGCUAAGAAAUCAGUUGCUAAAUUGGACAACGAAAUAGAAGAGGCAUACCAGAAUUUUAUCUUGGCAAACAAAUAUCAGUCUUCAAAGCUGUGUGAGGCAAUGUAUACCAAGUGUGAGGACAAAAUGGACCAGCUUCAAGUCCUCAGGCUUCCUUCCAUGGCAAAAUUUAAUGCAGGUUUCCUGCAAUGCAAUCAAAGCUUUGAGGCAGAGUGUAUAGGGCCUUCAAAAAUGAGCUAUGAGCAACGAAUGAUGAAGAUGUUGGGGAAAUCCCGGUCGCUAUUUAUUAAAGAAUACAACCACAGACUUUUCAAUUGGCUGGUAGCCUUCUCUCUUUUAAUGGUGGUGGUCGGCCGGUUUGUUAUCAAGUUUAUCUUGCUUGAGAUUGGAGCUUGGAUAUUGUUUAUUUUCUUGGAGACAUACACAAGGAUGUUCUGGUCAGCGGAGGCACUUUAUUACAACCCUGUAUGGCAUUUUAUUGUGUCUACUUGGGAGACAUUAGUUUAUAGCCCUAUUAUUGAUCUGGAUAGAUGGGCCAUUCCCAUUGGUGUGGUGCUGAUAAUAUUGGUUUUUUACUGGCGGUGUUAUGGGAGGAAACUUGGGGCCCGAUGGCUGUUGCCCCUAUACAACAACCAGAAAGGCGGCUCAAAUCAUCGGAGAUCUGAGUAAAAAACAAAUUCUAUGGGGAUCUAUUUAAGGUUAGACCAUAGUGUAGUAAUAUCCUUUCACCAUUCAUCUCCUUGGGCAAGCCCAUAUCUUUUUUGUGCAUGGAGGUCGCCUGGGGUUUGGUGUUUCUGAUCAAAUCCUUUUAACGUCAAUGGUGAAAAGAGGUUGAAGGAUGAGCUGAUGAAUGGAGAGAGCCUAAUCGUGUCUGUAACUGUUGUAUCUAAUACUGCUUUAAGCUUUCUAACUGCUGUUGUGAAUUUAUUUAAUUAAAAUUGUUCCGGGCCUUCUCUUUGUUCAUUCAAUUUGAUAUGUGGCAAGUGGCUACAGUUGGUGUUUGUGUUGUA